Messenger RNA from Humulus lupulus (European hop), 519 nucleotides. RefSeq lists its product as uncharacterized. The transcript has a single exon. NCBI's taxonomy places the organism in Eukaryota, Viridiplantae, Streptophyta, Magnoliopsida, Rosales, Cannabaceae. The record is from RefSeq and is a predicted model, not a curated record. Bases 1 to 519 code for a protein of 172 amino acids.
AUGGAUCUUAUGCAUAGGGUACUGGGUGAGUAUCUAGACCAAUUCUUGAUCGUGUUUAUAGAUGAUAUACUCGUAUACUCACGAAACCAAGAAGAACGCACUCAACAUCUGGAACUAAUCUUACAGCAAUUGCGUGAGAAAAAGUUGUAUGCCAAAUUCUCCAGGUUCAAAUUCUGGUUGACUUAUGUGAGUUUUCUAGGACACGUGGUGUCAGGAGACAGGCUUGCAGUCGAUCUGGAAAAAAUUGAGGCGAUGAAACAAUGCAAAGCCCCAAAGAACACACAAGAGGUCUACAAUUUCUUAGGUUUGACAGGAUAUUACAGGCGCUUUGUGGAGGGUUUCUUCAAAAUAGCUAAACCUAUGACUGCACUGACCCAGAAGAACAUCAAGUUUGAGUGGAUAGACAAGUGUAAACAGAGUUUUCAACAAUUAAAAAUCGAAUUAACAACUGCUCCUAUGCUCACUAUCCCAAAAGGCACAGAGGUUUAUGCCAUUUACAGUGAUGCAUCAGGUCAAUGA